This is a messenger RNA of Argentina anserina (silverweed cinquefoil), 1517 nucleotides long. Its product is annotated as homeobox-leucine zipper protein HAT5-like. Gene Ontology annotation, molecular function: DNA-binding transcription factor activity, RNA polymerase II-specific; sequence-specific DNA binding. Gene Ontology annotation, biological process: positive regulation of DNA-templated transcription. The transcript has 3 exons. Gene Ontology annotation, cellular component: nucleus. The record is from RefSeq and is a predicted model, not a curated record. NCBI's taxonomy places the organism in Eukaryota, Viridiplantae, Streptophyta, Magnoliopsida, Rosales, Rosaceae. The coding region runs from base 334 to 1320 and encodes 328 amino acids.
UUUCACCCCCAUCUCUCUCCUUCAAGGGUUUUCAUAUUUUUCUGGCUUUUGCCAACUUCCCAACCUCUGAAGCAAAAGCCUCUCCUUUUCAUUUAGCACAAAGCUUUCCUGCUUCUUCUUCAUAUAAACCCAAGACCCAACCUUUUCCCUCUAGAAUCACUAGUGCUUCUUUUUUUUUGAAUGAUGGGUUUGAGCUUUUGAGGCUUUGAGCUCCUUCAGUCUCUCUCAGAGUUUCCUCAUUACAGUGACUCACCACAAAGCAAGUCCCUUUAAUCCACUUUAGAAUUUAAUCACACACAGCAUUGGAACUAAAAAUUAAGUACGCAUAGAAAUAUGGUGGGGGGUAAACGGUAUGGUGCUUCUUCGGAUAUGAGUGCUGUUUUUCAAAACGAAAGGCCUCCUUGCUCUUCUGAAGUUCUUGAGUCUCUUUGGAUUCCCACUUCAUCUUCAUCUUUUCAUGGUUCAAAUUCAAUGGUCAAUUUCGAAAGUGUUAGUGGUGGAGACAUCGACAAGUCACUCUUCCACCCUAUUGAUAAAGAAGAAAAUGGGGAUGAGGAUUAUGAAGGUAGCCAGCUGCAUCAUCCCGGAAAGAAGAGACGCCUCACAGUGGAUCAAGUUCAGUUUCUAGAGAAGACCUUUGAGGUAGAAAACAAACUCGAACCAGAUAGGAAAGUCCAACUUGCCAAAGACCUUUGCUUGGAGCCUCGCCAAGUUGCAAUUUGGUUUCAAAACAGGCGGGCUCGGUUUAAGACCAAGCAGCUCGAAAAGGACUAUGACUCUUUGAGAGCUAGCCUUGACAAGCUCAAGGCUGAUCAUGAGAAUCUAAAGAAGCAGAAUGGAAAUUUGAAGAAUGAGAUUGAUUCCCUCAAGGACAAGUUGCUUUUGAGAGAGAACGAAACUGGGAAUUUGGAGUCAAAUGAUGAUGGAAUCAAUUCGACAAAAAUGGAUAUCCAAGUUGGAUUUCCAAACAAUGCUGCUGAUGUUUAUGUGCCGGUUAUGGUAUGCAAGCAAGAAGAUGCAAGUUCUGCCAAAAGUGAUGUGUUUGACUCGGAUAGCCCACGUUGCAAUGAAAACCAUUCAUUGUUGUUAGAACCUACUACAACUGCUGAUUCCUCUCAUGGUUUUGAACCUGCUGAUUACUCAGAUUUCUCACAGGACAAUGAAGAUGACAACAACCUCACCAAAAGCCUUUUGCAUUUACCCUCACCUUGCUUGUUAAAACUGGAAGACAUCUGCUACGAUGAUCCCCCUGCAAUUUCUAGUAAUUUCGAAUUCAUCCGAGUGGAAGACCAGCAUCACUUUGGUUUUUGGCCUUACUGAGAAGUUGUAUUCCACAUCAAAAUCCUCUGCAUUUCUGGUAGUUUGUAUUCCCGCUGGAAAAUCAGCACUGCUCUUUUGAUCAAGGCCUCCCUGGGAAUCACAUUUUAGAUUGAACUUGUGUCAUUGUCCAUCAUGCAAUGUCAAGGUCUCGGUUGUAAUUACGAUCAACUAGCAAUAAACCAAAAUUAUUAUGCCAA